CUUUAAUUUUUUAAUUUAAAUUUCCCUACCACAUUGAACGAUAUUAAAAAAUUUGAAAAAAAAAUGAAGUAUCAGUCAAUGUUUAUAGCAUAAAACAGGGAGAACCAACCUAUAAAAAUAACGUAAAAAAAAUUUCGAAAAAAAAUUUUGCCGAAUCAAAAUUCAAUAAAUAUGUCAUAUACCCAUUAAAAGUUUGCGAUGACGAAUUAAACGAUCAUCAUGAUUUAUUGUUAUUCGAUGACGGAAAUGGCAGACAACAUUAUUGUUGUAUAACUAACUUGGCAAAAUUAGUUGGUGCCCAAAUAUCGCGGCAUGGACAUACCACAUUGUUAUGUAAGCGGUGUUUCAAAUCAUACUGGGGGAUCAGCCGUUGGGGUGUUACCGCUGAACAACGGCUUAAAAAUCAUAAAAUGAAUUGUAAUAAAAAUAAACCAACAGUACCGUUAUUACCAAAUCCUAAUACAUUUCUAAAAUUUGAAAAUUGGGGUCAUUCACAAAAGCAUCCAUUUGCAAUUUAUGCAGAUUUCGAAUCAAUACUUGAAAAACAAACUGAUACCAAUAUUACAAGCAAUACUAAUAUUAUUCACCACCAUGACGUCAUGAGCUAUUGCUAUUUUGUUAAGCCUAAUGAUGAUAUACCUACAUAUUUAUUGAAGGAAUUCAAUAUAGAAACGGACCCAGUUAUAUUUAGAGGAAAUUCUAGUUUUGGUAGAGGUGACGUUGCUAAAAAGUUUAUAGAAGAAAUAGUUAAAGUUGCUUUAAAAAUUGAAAAUAUACUUAACUUAAAUAUACCAAUUAUAAUGAGCGAAGAAAAUAAAAUAUAUCAUGAUAAUAUCAUCACCAGAGGAACAUGUCCACUGUGCAAGGUGAAAUUUGUACAAAGUUUAAACAAUGCUGUCGCAGAUCACGAUCAUUUAACAGGAAAAUAUAGAGGAACCGUAUUUAACCAAUGCAAUAUGAAAAUGAUAAUACCUAAUUUCGUGCCAAUUUUUUUUCAUAACCUAUUUGGUUAUGAUUCACAUUUCAUCGUGACACAGUUGGGUUUUGAUACAAAGACAAUUAAUGUAAUACCUAAUACAGAGGAAAAAUUUAUAUCUUUCUCAAAAUACGUUACAAACAAAUUUCAAAUCCGUUUUGUAGAUACUUUUCGCUUCAUGUCAGACAGUCUAGAAAAACUAGUUAGUAAUUUAGCUACAUAUGAUAAAUUGAAAUUUAAAGAAACUUUAAAAGUUUUCAAUUCAAAUGAUAUAGAACUGGUGACCAGAAAAGGUAUAUAUUGCUAUGAAUACACUGAUGGAUGGGAAAAAUUGAACGAAAAAUGCUUGCCGGAAAAAAAAAACUUUUAUAAUACAUUAACCGAAACGCAUAUUGACACCGAGGAUUAUGAGCAUGCAAAACGAGUAUGGGAACAUUAUAAUUUUAAGUGUCUUGGAGAAUAUAGUGACUGGUAUAUGAAAGUGGACGUCAUGCUUCUUUGCGAUGUUUUCGAAAAUUUCAGAAAUUUAUGUAUGGUUACGUAUGGUUUGGAUCCCAACUAUUACUAUACUGCACCUGGGUACAGCUUCGAUGCCAUGUUAAAACUUACGGAAGUUGAGUUAGAGCUUUUGUCAGACUACGACCAAAUAUUAAUGAUGGAAGCUGGAAUUCGUGGUGGACUUACACAAGCAAGCAAGCGAUAUGCUCAAGCCAAUAACAGCGAAAUUCCUGACUAUGACCCAUCCAAACCGGAUUCGUGGAUUACGUACUUAGAUGCAACAAAUCUUUACGGUUGGGCAAUGAGUAAGGCAAUGCCUAAAGAUGGAUUUUUAUGGUAUGAAGGUGAUCUUAAUACUGAAAAUAUUUUAAAUAUUUUGGAUGGUAUGAAUGAAACAUCUAAGGUGGGGUGGGCGUUAGAAGUUGAUGUUACAUAUCCUCAAUCAUUACAUGAUGAUCACAAUGAUUUACCGUAUCUACCUGAGAGGAUAAUCCCACCUGGAUCAAAAAUCAAAAAACUUGUCGCUAAUUUAUAUUCGAAAAGGAAUUAUGUUAUACAUUACAUGGCUUUGAAGCAGGCUCUGAAAGCGGGGUUGAUUUUAGAAAAGGUGCAUAGGAUUUUAAAAUUCAACCAAUCACCGUGGCUCGCAAAAUAUAUUGAAUUGAAUACGAAUAUGAGAAAGAAUGCAUUAAAUGACUUCGAGAGAGAUUUUUUUAAAUUAAUGAACAAUGCAGUAUUCGGAAAAACAAUGGAAAACGUCAGAAACAGAAUGAAGAUGCAACUUGUUUCUGAUGAAAAAAAAUGUGCCAAAUUAAUUAAUCGAAAUACGUUUAAGGAUAUUACAAUAAAUUAGCAGCAAUACAUUUGAACAUGGA
This is a messenger RNA of Sipha flava (yellow sugarcane aphid), 2349 nucleotides long. RefSeq lists its product as uncharacterized. Bases 411 to 2327 code for a protein of 638 amino acids. The transcript has 4 exons. The record is from RefSeq and is a predicted model, not a curated record. Lineage: Eukaryota; Metazoa; Arthropoda; Insecta; Hemiptera; Aphididae.